This is a messenger RNA of Neoarthrinium moseri, 1581 nucleotides long. RefSeq lists its product as uncharacterized. Gene Ontology annotation, biological process: transmembrane transport. Gene Ontology annotation, cellular component: membrane. The record is from RefSeq and is a predicted model, not a curated record. NCBI's taxonomy places the organism in Eukaryota, Fungi, Ascomycota, Sordariomycetes, Amphisphaeriales, Apiosporaceae. Gene Ontology annotation, molecular function: transmembrane transporter activity. The transcript has 3 exons. The coding region runs from base 1 to 1581 and encodes 526 amino acids.
AUGGAUCCCAUGAUUUCAGACGCAAAGCCUACAGAGGUGACCUGUGAGGAUGCGGGUGGACAUCUCACUAACAAGGCCGCACCGGACGGCACGGAUGGCCCUCGCAUUGAACUGACGGAAGAAGAUAACAAGAGAAUCCGCCGAAAGACUGAUAAGGUCAUACUAGCGAUCCUGGUAUGGGUCUAUUUCUUGCAGAUUCUAGACAAAUCCGUCCUGGGAUAUGGCGCAUUAUUUGGCCUGCAAGCAGAUACCGGCCUGACCGGGAACCAAUAUUCAUUCCUUGGGUCGGUCGCGCCCAUAGCGCAACUGGCGUGGCAGCCGUUCUCGUCGUUUCUCAUCGUCAAAGUGCCUCAUCGGAUCCUAAUGCCGCUCCUGGUACUCGGAUGGGGAAUCGCUCAGACCGCUAUGGCUGGCUGCCACAGCUACGGGGCGCUCCUUGCAACUCGCUUCUUCUUGGGGCUGUUCGAAGCCGGUUGCCUGCCGCUCUUCUCUGUGAUCACGUCCCAGUGGUAUAGGCGCGCCGAGCAACCCAUCCGGGUCGCUGCAUGGUAUGGCACAAAUGGCGCUGCUACCAUCGCCGCUUCUGCCUUGUCGUACGGGCUGGGACACAUACCGUCAGAAGUCCUUAAGUCAUGGCAAAUCAUCUUUUUGUUUGUUGGCCUAGUCACGAUCAUCACAGCGCCUUUUGUUUACUGGAAGCUUGAUAAUGACAUCCCCUCUGCUCGUUUUCUCACCGAACACGAGAAGAAACAAGCCAUUGAGCGCUUGCGAUCGAAUCAGACUGGUACUGGUUCGCGGGAGUUUAAGUGGUCUCACGUUGCAGAGAUUUUCAUGGAGCCCAAGUCUUAUCUCUGGAUUAUCAUGACACUCUGCCUGAACGUGGGUGCAGCGACGCAGAAUACGUUUGGUCCUCUUAUCUUGCAAGGUCUCGGAUUCGACAAGUACAGGACCUCCCUUCUCAACAUGCCGUUUGGAGCUCUUCAGGUCAUCCUCAUUCUUCUCGCGUCAUGGGCAGCGCAGAAGGCAAAGAUCAAGUCAGCCGUGCUCAACAUUAUCCUGGUUCCGGUCAUCGUUGGACUUGUGCUUCUGUAUGUGUUGAGUAGAGACACCACGGAGCAGGGGCCGCUGUUGUUGGCCUACUACUUUCUCGCCUUCCUCUUUGGUGCCAACCCGCUGAUAGUCUCCUGGAUUGUGGGCAACACCGGAGGCACCACGAAAAAGUCGGUCAUCAUGUCCCUCUACAAUGCAGCAUCUUCAGCUGGGAACAUCGUUGGACCCCUCUUGUUCUCGGCGCAAGAUGCUCCAGCUUACCAUAGCGGACUCCGGAGCGUAUUAGGCAUCUUUGUCGCCCUCAUGGCUGUGGUUGCUCUUCAAGCUUGCAACCUGUUCGUGCUGAACAAAUUGAACCGCAAGAGUCGGAUCAGAGCUGGAAAGAAGGCGGACAUCAAGGAUCACUCCAUGGAGUCUCGCUACGUUGCAGCUGACGUCGAGAAUGCUGACGCCGACGGCCACGCUGUUGGGGUUCAAGGGGACGAAGAUCUUACUGAUGGAAAGAACGAUGAGUUCAUCUACAUAUAUUAG